CCUCCUUCUCGCCCACAACAUCCCCAUUUGAUCCUCCCAUCACACCGUCAAAAUGGUUUACACUAUCGUCGUCCACCUCCGCGCUAAGCCCGACGAGGAGAGCAUCUCCAAGCUCCACGCCAAGCUCAUCGAAGCCUCGGCCGUCUACUCCAAGGACAAGGAGACCCUGUCCUGGUUCGUCAUGCAGAGUGUCCACGACAAGCAGGACUUCUGCAUCGUUGAGCGCUACCUCAACGAGGGCUCCCAGAAGUACCACCUCGAGAACCCCUACUGGAAGACCUUUGACCCCUACGUCAUCCCUCUCUUGGAGAAGCCCAUGGACCUCAGACGCUUCGAGGAGAUGGAGGAGAAGAAGGAGUAAAUGUGCAUACUAUAAAAACUGGAGUGGCAUGUAUAUAGAGUGAAUGAUAUUGUCCGAUGCCGUGCAUUGGACGUUGUUCGGAAUAGCAUUUCUCUGCUGAAUAAAUGUUGCAGUGAUACAAAUAC
Messenger RNA from Aspergillus costaricaensis CBS 115574, 486 nucleotides. Its product is annotated as putative quinol monooxygenase. The transcript has 2 exons. The record is from RefSeq and is a predicted model, not a curated record. NCBI's taxonomy places the organism in Eukaryota, Fungi, Ascomycota, Eurotiomycetes, Eurotiales, Aspergillaceae. Bases 53 to 361 code for a protein of 102 amino acids.